AUGGGUUGGUUCUGGGGUUCGAACAACGAGGACCCGGUCAAGAAGCUUGACCCCGGCCUUCGCGAAUACCUCGAAAACGAAGCUCCGAAGAAAUACGUCCCCGCCUCUCAGAGCCCGCCAGCAGCAGAAGAAAAAGCUUCACCAUCUACUACAUCCUCUGACGACGCCUCAUCCGCCUCUCCCGCUGUUCCCUCCGCAUCGCUCUUCCCCGACGGCCGGUAUGCACACUUAUGGAAAACCUACAAACCUCCUUCUCCCGGCGAAGUCGGACCCGAAACGACGGGAGUUCCGUCAUUGAAAGCGCACUCUAAGCAGCGCCAAGCUAUGGUAAAACGGGCAGCUAUGGAAAACUGUUCGAUCGAAAACGAGAUCUAUCAUCUUUGCUUGAAAAGCCCUCCUACUAUGAGCGAUCGACUUACUGCCUGUCAAGACAAGAACAAGGUGUUCACUCGUUGUUUCACAACACAAUCUAAAUUCUUGCAAGCAUUAGGAUACGCUUCAGCACACCAAUGGGACGACGAGCGGGAGGAGCGGAUCCAAUUGCACGCCGAUAAGCUAUAUCACGAGAUGCUCGACUACGAGAAGCAGGUGGAAGAAGCUCGGGAGGCCGGUCGAGAACCGCCGCCGUUAACCUCUCUUUUCAACCCCCAGGCCAAGCCGAUUGAGCGUGCUAGCGUUGGCCCCGCGGAGCUGGAAAUUCCCGGAGGAGAGCCAAUCCCAGAGGGCUUCACCCCGUCGAAACCGUUGGAGCGAUUGACUCCACACGAGCGAGAGCUGGAAAUCCGGGCAUACUAUCAACAGCUGGAGGAACAGAAGGCAUACGUGAAAGGGAUGUUACCAGUAAUCCGCUCUCACGAUGAGGCUCGAGACAAACGGCGCGAGAAACUUGUCGGUUGGUUUGGAGAGACAGUGGGCAAUUGGAUGACACGGUGA
Aspergillus nidulans FGSC A4 is the source of this 933-nucleotide messenger RNA. RefSeq lists its product as uncharacterized. Bases 1 to 933 code for a protein of 310 amino acids. NCBI's taxonomy places the organism in Eukaryota, Fungi, Ascomycota, Eurotiomycetes, Eurotiales, Aspergillaceae. The transcript has 2 exons. The record is from RefSeq and is a predicted model, not a curated record.